AUGCCUGGUGUCGUCGACGGCAAUGGGCCUUCCUACAUCUCCGCCCAUUCUGCGGACGUCAUUCUCUCUGACAUACGGCCGAUAAAGCUUAGGGCGGAUGCACUACGUGCGAUCAACGUUUUCCUCGACGAAUUUCUCCACAAUAUUCUCAGCACUUCCCGCUCACUCGCCACCGACAAGCUGCGCGCCAGUCUUCUCAGUCUGCUCCCCACGAGUUUAGGAAAGGAAGCUUUGUUGGAGGCCGAGGUCGAACUAAGGGCAUAUUGGGAAAGGACCGAGCCAAAACCGUUGCUGGAAGAUGACGGUGGGACUUUCCAUCUCCAAUGGGCAUUUGAGUUACUACGCUUUAAGUGCGAAGCGUACUCGACGCUGAACGAGGAGGAUGAAGACCCCGCUGCGGAGAGUCGCGUGAACGAGCGGUUCGCCAAAGUCCACCCACAUCCACCCAAGGUCGCGCUCCUCGAUCCUGCAGCCUUGUAUUUAACGGCCAUUAUCGAGUCAAUGUGCGAACAUAUUCUUUCGAAUGUAGGGAGGGUUGCCGCUCGUGAUAGCAGUCGGACCUACGCAACUGUCAACGACCUAUUUAUCGCCCUUUGUGAAGACGAUUCAAUUUAUGGCCUCUUUAGGGCGAUGAAAGUUUACCAACAAAUCGAACAUAUGGCCCAACCCCCGCUACCCACCAGGAAGAAGUCCGUAAGACGUGACCGGCUUUCCAUCUCGCGUACAUCCUCCCCGAACGAUCUUACUUUAGUGAACUCUGACAGCUCACGUACUCGACACUCCCUGGACGGACAAUCAACAACCAUGCCAAUCUCUCCAGCUAACUCCACGUCGAGGCCGUCGUUCGAAAAGGUUAAAGCGAUCAGAAUGUUUGCGAAUAGCAAAACCAGUGGAGAAGGUGGUUCACAGAAUGGACAUAAGAAGUCGGAAUCUAUCAAGAGCGAGAGUUCUAGACAUCUCCCAGAUGACAUUGGUUCGAGUCCUACUGAAGAUGCCGCCAUGCUUCGGGAAUUUGAUGAUUUGAUGCGCUCUGCAUCAACGAUGAAGGUGUCCCUUACUCCUGAUCGAUUGAAAACAAUGGAGGUGUACAAACAAGAAAAAGAUCAGAGAAACACAAGCCGCCGCCAUUUCUCUUCCAACUCCGAGCCAGAGUUCCCUUCCAACUCGCAACGGCCGUCCCUGCGCCAGGUCCACUCUAUCAAAGAGGACGAAGAGCUCCACACCGGCCAGAAGAGCCGCUCAAGGCAAGCCAGUGUCGCAACUCCCCCCACUUUACCCCUCGCCGGCGCAGCUCCAGCGCGCGCACGCUCGGUGUCGACCUCAGGUACAGUCAGCAGCUCUGCGCGAAAGCCAACGCGCUCCCCCUCCGCAACCAUCGCACCAUCUGCCUACUCCAACCCUGUUGCCCCUGCUGUCGACAUGGUUCAAGGUCGAGACUAUCGCUUGCCCAAAGUCCCUGACAACAAUGGCUUUCCUCAGCGGACUCGAGUCAGGCAGCGAAACCGGGAGUCUUUGGAUUUGGAUGAUGUGAUGAACGGCUCAGAUGAUGAUCAAGAACCUCUCCCUCCCCCUCGUGGAAAUCAGAUCGUGCGCUCACCCCCCAGCACUCCAAGACGGGCAGCACCUCACGCCGUGUCGGCAAGCACUCGGGAAUUGAUGGACUUUUUAGCUGAAGGACCCCCCGAGCCCAAAUUAUCCAAAAGUGGGAAAGAGUUGGUCGACUUCCUUGCAGAGGGCCCGCCGGACUAUGGUGCUAGCAUGCAGUCGCUAGAGACGACGAAGUCGAAAGGCACGGGUCGCCUUCAAAGGAUGAUAUCGAAGUUGAAUUUGGGCAACGGGGAGAAAACCAAGGCAGUACCAGACAGUCCCCGAACCCCCCACGCAAAGCAAGCUCCUAGUGUCUACGCCCCUGUCCGUCCUGUGAUUACCUCCAAAACAUCGCAGGGCACGCUGUCGUCUCUCGCCAAUAGACCCAUUCCUCCACGUAUGCCUCGGCCCAUCUCGCCGCCUGCGUCGCCUUCUCAAGAUUCAUCUCAGUCUGACGAGAAUAAGUCUGUUGGCAGGUCCAUCAGAAAGCCUUAUCAGGACACCGUAUCUCGCGAGCCUUCUUACGGUGUUGAACAGUCUCCUAUUAUCGAUCGGCCGCGACCUGCCCUUCCUUCCGCUCCUACCCCUCCGUUAGCUCCAGCACCUCUCAUUACGCCUGCUGCUUCUUUCAGUAGAGGACCCGCACCUCAGGCGCAAUCGCCUCAGGAGAAAUCACCCCAGGAGAAACCCCCUCCUCGUCCCCUCCCUAUUCCUGUCCCAAGUAAUGGCAAUGCCAGGACGAACCCCGCUCCUGUUCCCGCACCAGUGAAAGAAGGCAUUCCAGACAGCCGCCCUGUUGUACCAGUGCGAACGACGUCCCAUCCAACGCCUGUGUCGUCGCCCGUCCGCAAGCCACCACCGCCAGUGGUCGCCCCUCCUCCGCCGAGCAUUGCGGAGCUCGACCUGCGCGCCAUGCAACGUCUCUUCUCGAACGCAACCUCCGCGGACGAAUGCCGUCUCAUCUUCGACAUGUUCAUGGCUCGCAGCGGUAUCUCAAGAGGACCCAAGGCACAAGACGUACCGUACCCGUCUCCUCCACCUUCUAUUGUAAAGCAUACGCCGUAUACAGGCCCAGAAAGUUCUUUGGAGUCUUCUCUUGUACACCUCUUCCUCGGUGGUUCGGCUUCAUCAGAGCCUGUCCCUCAGUUGCCCUCCUCCAACCAAGAACCGCCCCCGGAUGGCCUACCGACUCCCAGGCGGCCGAGCGCAAGUGCAUCUCAGAACACUCCUGCUGCGACCAGCCAUUCUAUGGUGCCCACCCCAGCGUAA
Cyclocybe aegerita is the source of this 2856-nucleotide messenger RNA. The record is from the annotation of a GenBank genome assembly. Lineage: Eukaryota; Fungi; Basidiomycota; Agaricomycetes; Agaricales; Hemipholiotaceae.